CGUCAUCUCUGUUUGAGCAUAAAAACAUCCAAGUGGGCGUCGUGAAGAGUUUGGUGCAUUCUUUGCUUUUUCUCUUCAAACUUCCGAAAAAUGGUGCAGCAACUGUCCAAAUCUGGAGCGAGGGACUCUCCUCUGCUGAAAGCCGGACAUCCUCCUGCAGUGAAGGCUGGAGGUAAACGGGUGGCCAAGAAAAGUGUGGAUGAGAGUGGCUCCCAUGGGGCCCCGGAUAAGGACACCAAGAGGUCUGAUAAAGUGAGCAGGUCUGUUGCUACCUCUAACAGGAUGCAGCAGAUCAGCAUUCUCCUGGCAGGAACUCUUGACAAGCUGAGCCAUGACUUUCCAGAGACACCAGUGAGCGUAAGGCACAGCAAGGUGCGCCCUGCGGUGGAGAAGCCCCACUUGCCCCGGACCUUUUUCAUCCAGCAGCCGAGGAAGCAGUGAACAAACGGGGAGGAGGAAAGAAAAAACCCAGGAGGGAAUUCUGUUAAGUCAACUGUGAAAGACAAACAUGAAGUGUUAGACACAGGAGGGGGGAGGGGAGGGAGAAAGGUUGUCUGUGAAGUGUCCGUGCUGAUGGAGGGGAAGCUUUCAUCAGACUCCGUAUUUACUUUCUAGAAAGAGAAAACGAGCUUUUUUUCAGGCUGUGCUUCUUUGUGAGAAAUCUCUUAACCAGCAUUAUUACCUGUGCCUUUUCUAUUGUCUAAGAAAAGUGUUGUAGUUGUGUUUACAGAUGGUUCUGGGUAAGUGAAACGUGAGGGUGGGGGGUUGUAAAGUGAUGUUUUUGACUGUUUUCCAGUGAAAUCUUUAAUAAGUAAUGCUUGGCACUUGGUAGAUUUAAUAAAAAAAUAUAUUGCAUGUUA
Messenger RNA from Cheilinus undulatus (humphead wrasse), 860 nucleotides. It is a transcript of the gene dapl1b.1, whose product is annotated as death associated protein 1b. The coding region runs from base 91 to 441 and encodes 116 amino acids. Lineage: Eukaryota; Metazoa; Chordata; Actinopteri; Labriformes; Labridae. Gene Ontology annotation, biological process: negative regulation of autophagy; apoptotic signaling pathway; cellular response to amino acid starvation. The transcript is spliced from 4 exons. The record is from RefSeq and is a predicted model, not a curated record. Gene Ontology annotation, molecular function: death domain binding.